Mucor velutinosus is the source of this 3198-nucleotide messenger RNA. RefSeq lists its product as uncharacterized. Bases 1 to 3198 code for a protein of 1065 amino acids. The transcript has 2 exons. Lineage: Eukaryota; Fungi; Mucoromycota; Mucoromycetes; Mucorales; Mucoraceae. Gene Ontology annotation, molecular function: catalytic activity. The record is from RefSeq and is a predicted model, not a curated record.
AUGACUACGCCAAUCUCUCAAAGCCUACAAGGUUUUGACAUCAGUCAGUUGCCCAUGUUACUUGAGCACAUUCAGCAGCAACUUGCCUCAGUUCAGGAGAAAGUACAUGAACAUGACCACCUCUUGGAGCGUAUGAACAAGUUAGAAGAGGAAAACCAAGCCCUAAAAAAAAAUCUUUUGGCCAAGGACCUGGUAAUUCAAGAAUUACAGGGCCAACUAUCACGUGGAACUACUCAAGCCCCUACACCUGAGGUAGAUCAGGAACGUCCGUUCAUCUCUCAGGUCGUACAGUCCCAAGAUCCUGCUACUACUGCUAGUACCACUACUGCUACCGAUACUGCCACUAAAGGUAGUUAUCUCUCUGCUGCUCGCUCUGGAGCUAAACGCCCUGAUCCUGUUCGUACAGCCAAACGCCGUCUUGCUGCUGGCCGUCUCUUCCAAUCUGCUGCUGUUAAGGGCCAACAGGGAUACCAAUAUGUCUACCUUGGUAGAUCUGGUAAGAUCCAGCGCUCUGAGGUUCGUGCUACCCUCCGUAAGGUUGGUGUUGAUACUGGUCGUGUUCUCGACAUUUGUUUCCCUGCUUCUGGUGUUAUUGGAGUUCUGGUCCAUAUCCAAUAUGUCGACACUUUUCUUGCUUACAUGCACAAGUGCGAAGCUGAGCUCAUCGAGAAUUUUGAGCCUCUGGAUCCCAAGCACAUUGCUGAUCCUCAAUAUGCAAACCUUGCUAUUGCGGAUCGAGAACAACUGAUCUACGAGUUUACAAACACUCGUGCUCUGCAAACUCUUUCCUUCCUUCGUCCUCUCAAUGUCAGUGGUGUUGGAAAAUACUUUGUCUCUGCUGGAUGGAUUUCCCAAGAGGAACUUGAUACAGCUGUUUCCGAAGCCAUGGGCCGCCUUGCUGAAAAAGAACCCAAGAAGGCUCAAUUCUUGCUCAAGCUUGUGCACGAUGUCCUCUCACAUGUAUUGGAUACGCAUGUUCUCCUUGUCACUGAAACUUGGCUUCUAUCUGGUUCUUUCCCUUCCGACUGGUCUCAAUUCCAUCUAUAUGGCACAAAAGUACCUGGCGCUUUUGGCCGUGGUUCUGGUGGUGUUACAGCCUUUGUCUCUCCUUCCUGUCCUUUCUCUGUCUCUCAACUCCCGUCUUACAAUCCUCACACUCUGUCCCUUAAGGUUGGCACCCUUACGGUUCAUUGUGUGUAUCUGCCUCCACCCUUAUCCUCGGAUAAGGUGCUCUCGCUCCUUCGCUCGUUACCUAUAACUAGUGAUACAAUCCUUUGUGGUGAUUUCAAUGCUCGCUUUGGAUCUCUACUAGGUGAUACUACUGCUAAUCCCCGUGGUAACUCUCUACUACCAUGGAUUGAGGAGGCUUCGUUGUCGAUCCUCAAUGAGUCUCUAGCUUAUGGUACACCCACCUUUACAACAUUUCGGCGACAACAAGAGGUACACAGCAUCAUUGAUCUGUUCCUUACCAACAUUGGCGAGACGGCUAUGUUGAAUUCUCAACUGGUGGUUGACUCUGAUCUGUCCCUUGGUUCUGAUCAUCGGCUGAUGAUACUUACUUUCGAGUAUGUGCCCCCUCCCGAUGAUACUCUUGGUUCUGGUAACUCUGGUGGUUUGGCCCCUAGACGGCAAUGGAAGCUCUCGAAAUUGAGGAAAAAGCGGCCUUUGGGCUUGCUUCGUGAAUCCUUUCGAUCUUCUGUUGCUCCUUUGGUUGAUUCUCUCUCUGGUUUGGUCUCUGCUCCUGAUGGAGUUCGUCCUGAUAUUGAUGCACUCAAUGAUUCUCUGAAUUGUUGUUUGUAUGAAUCUCUUGACGGGUCAAUUGGUGUGAAAUCUGGUCGCCCUGGUCACUGGAAAAAGUACUGGACACAAGAAAUUGAAGAUGCAGCUCGUGAAAGAGAUGCCUCAUAUAGUCGAUGGCGAUGGGCAAGUGGCUUUGCCAAAGUUGAAACAUGGGGUAUAUAUCAAACUGCUCUUAGACGUUUUCGCUCUCUGAUACAGGCUGCCAAAAGAAAGUCGUGGAACACAUUCUGCUCUAAUCUGGAAAAGGAUUUCUCUAAAGCUACUGCUGCUAUCAAACGCAUAAAGCGAAACAAAGAAUCCUCUGCUACUUAUAGCCAUCCAGAUGGUCCAGCUGCUUCAGUAACAGCAAUGGCAUCACAUCUUGCAUCUGUAUACAAUGGUACACUCCUUAACUCUGCUUCUCGUCCUGUUGCUCCUGAACCGAAUGUAUCGGAUCUACCCUACAAUGAUCCCUCUGUUACAAAUCUGUUUGAUGCUGAUACUAUUGUCUCUCUGAUUAAGCGAUUGCCAAAUGGAAAAGCUCCUGGUCCUGAUCAUCUGAAAGCUGAAAUGCUGAAGGCUCUAGCAUCUGACAUUGCACCCGUAUUGUCUCUGCUAUUUACGCUUUGCUCUCAAUGGUCGUACACUCCUGUAUUGUGGCGUCAUGCUCAGGUCUUUCCCAUUUACAAGAAAGGUGAUGUAUCUGAUCCUGCAAACUUUCGUCCAAUUUCGCUCACUUCGGUGAUGCGUAAAUUGUUUGAAUUUUCAUUGAUGCCUGCUCUUGAUGAACAUUCGCCUGCACUUGAUGUUGCUCAAGGUGGUUUUCGUCCACAACGUAGUCCUCUGGAUCAAGCCCUCUGUUUACAUGACUUGAUGCAUGACUACUUCCUCACUCAUCACCACUAUCCUGUUGUAGCCUUUCUGGACAUCAAAUCUGCAUACGAUACAGUGGAUCGCAACGUUAUUUGGGAUGCUCUUGCUCAUUCUUCACUACCUCGUCCAAUCCUUAGUUUAUUGAUCAAUAUGUUCGAUGAUGUACUAGUCUCUGUACUGAUUGCAAACCACAACUCUGACCCUUUUUCGCCUGCUACUGGUGUACUCCAAGGUUCAGUGCUCAGUCCGCACUUGUACUCUCUGUACAUCAACUCUCUGCCUGCUGUUCUUCGUGCUGCUGUCAACCGUGGUACUAUGGUAUCUCCACCCGGAAUGCAUCCUGUUCAUAUCAAUAGUUACUCUUUGCUGAUGAUGUGGCCAUAUUUGGCUCUCGUACUGAUGUGCAAACCAUGUUGGAUGUCGCUUCAGAUCACUCGUUCUCUCUUGGCUACAGAUGGAAACCAUCAAAAUGCGCUGUACUUUGUGCUCCUACUGCCUCUACUCGUCAUCCAUUGUCUCUAUACGGUGAACCUCUUCCUGUGGUAG